AUGGCUGCUCCUCCCCCCUCCUCCUCCGGUCCCUCUGACUCCACCGUCCGUCCUGGGUGGGGCCCGGGCCCAACCCUGCCGUCGACUCCGGUCGACCCCAUCCCGCACCUGGCCUCGUGGUCGCGCGGCCAGCAGGCGGUGAGAUUCCAUCUCAUGAUGACAUUGGAACAGGCCGUGAAGUUUCGUGAUCUGCGAAAGGCAGGCUGCGUAGACAUCGACGGCGAGCAAUUGGAUAUUCCGACCGUCGUUGCUGUGGCCAAAUACGGAUGUAAACCAUGCAUCGCCAAAAAUCAUAAGAUUCUCGAACGUAUGUUGGAGAGCCAGUCGAUCUUGAGAGAGCAUUUGGAAAUGGGCAAUCACAUCUACGGAGUCAACACAGGUUUUGGGGGCAGCGCGGACACUCGCACCGACCAAUUCGACACUCUUCAGAUAGCGUUGAUGCAGCAUCAACAGUCCGCGAUCCUUGGCAAGAACGACGUCACUGUCAACGGAGAUGCGGACGGAGAACACAAGUCGCACUCGAUGCCGACUAGCUGGGUCCGAGGUGCAAUGUUGGUCCGCGUCAAUACCACUCUUCGAGGUCAUUCCUCAGUGCGUACGUCGGUCGUCAACACCAUCGCCGAAAUGAUCCGACAGGACAUGGUCCCGAUUGUCCCGAUGAGAGGUUCCAUUUCCGCCUCUGGUGAUCUCAUGCCCCUCUCUUACAUUGCCGGCGCAUUGCAAGGGAAUCCAGACAUACACGUACGCGUCGGCAAAGGGGCGGCGGGCAAGAUCCUUACGUCGGGAAAAGCCAUUGCCGAGCUUCAGCGUUUGAGCCUGGAAGAUUUGAAGAAGGGCGAAGAGGUUGAGGACUCAAAAAAAGCCAAUGACGAUAAGAAGGGUAAGAAGAACAAAACAAACAAAGAUGUGCAGGACAAGGAUGAGGGCGAGGGCAGCAAAAAGCCUGCAAGUGAGUAUGAGGAGCGCAAGGCAAACCCCUUCGCUCCCGUCAACCUCGGACCGAAAGAAGGACUGGCCUUAGUAAACGGUACUGCCCCAUCGGCUGGAGUAGCUGCAUUGGCACUUUUCGAAGUCAAUCAACUUGCCGUGAUCUCACAGAUGAUCACUUGCUUGUCUUCCGAGGCCCUUGCUGGCAAUGUCGAAUGGGCUCAUCCAUUCAUUGCAGAAAUCCGUCCCCUGCCCGGCCAGAUGGAGGCUGCGCGGAACAUGAGGUAUUUCCUCCGAGAUUCAAGCCUCGUCAGUGGUCUCUCCCGGCCGGAUCAUGGAGCCACGAAAGGCCUGGUGCAGGACCGCUAUGCAACUCGAAGUGCACCUCAAUGGAUCGGACCAGCGCUCGAAGACCUGUGGUGUUGUACCGCCGUCGUGAACGUCGAGCUCAACUCCACCACCGACAACCCAGUGGUAAGUAUUGAGGACAAACAGGUCUAUUGUGGUGCAAACUUCCAAGCCACCUCGGUGGCCGUGGUCAUGGACAAGGCACGACUCCUGACCCAGCUGAUUGGCAAGAUGUUGUUCUCACAAGCUACCGAAUUGAUCAACCCGGCAACCAACAAAGGUCUUCCCCCCAACUUGGCGGCAGACAAUCCGAGCCUCUCGUUCUGCAUGAAGGGAGUCGACAUCAAUAUGGCCGGCUACCAAUCCGAGCUGGCAUGGCUGGCCAAUCCAGUCACCUCGCAUAGUCAGUCUGCUGAAAUGCACAACCAAUCGAUCAACUCGCUCGCCAUGAUUUCAGCUCGAUCCACCAUGCACAGCGUUGAAAUCCUCUCGAUGAUGACUGCCGCUGCCAUCUAUGUCGGGCUGCAGGCAGUAGACUUGCGCGCAAUGCACACGGCAUUCAUGGCGGAUUACCCGAAAUGCCUUAAGGAUGCAGUCAUCAAGAAAUGGCAAGUCACGGUCACCGCUGACGUGGUGAAGAAGCUGCUCCAAUCCAUGAUCCCGCAGAUUCGACUGGCAUGGUAUACCAAUGCAGGCUGUGACCUGAAGGAACGCUGCGAGCGGGUAAGCAACGCUUUAACACAGGCUUUCCUGGACGCAUUUCUCGCAACCGCAACGACAGACACCGACGAGGGUCAGCACAGAAUAUUGCUUAGGCUCAAAGACUUGAAGGAAGCACUACUGGAGACCAUGCCCCAGAUUUUCGAAAAGCAUCGACAUGACUUCUCUGCUGAUCCUGCAAAGACCACGCUGCCGAUGCUCGGUCACGGCACUAAGGCAUUGUAUCAAUUUGUUCGAGGCGAGUUGGGCGUGCCAUUCCACCGUGGCAUAAAGGAUGACCCAAUGUCAGGACCUCGUGCCGAUGAUGACAAUCGAGCAAAUCAGACGAUUGGAUCAUGGAUCUCCAUCAUCUAUGAAGCGGUGCGUGAUGGGAGACUCUGUGGUCAUAUCAUGACAUGCGUGGAGGAGGACCUUAGAGAUGACCCUGGCCGCACGGCGAAAAUGCACCGCUUCGAGGGCCCGGAACAGGCUCCCUUCGAAUAUGACGCCGCCUUCUCCGCACGGAUGUACAGUGCUUACGAGGACCUCAUGCGCGAAAUGGCAGCGGGUGUGAAUGGCAACAGUCCUUCGGCCGCGUCAACCACUCCUCAAGGCCAACCUGCUCAGCCCAUGCCCCGAGCCAUGGCGCGAGCUGCGGCGCGAGCGGAGGCGCAAGCAACCCGUCGAAAGGGUUGA
Capronia coronata CBS 617.96 is the source of this 2670-nucleotide messenger RNA. RefSeq lists its product as uncharacterized. Gene Ontology annotation, molecular function: ammonia-lyase activity. The transcript has 3 exons. The coding region runs from base 1 to 2670 and encodes 889 amino acids. The record is from RefSeq and is a predicted model, not a curated record. Lineage: Eukaryota; Fungi; Ascomycota; Eurotiomycetes; Chaetothyriales; Herpotrichiellaceae.